Symbiodinium natans is the source of this 459-nucleotide messenger RNA. Lineage: Eukaryota; Dinophyceae; Suessiales; Symbiodiniaceae. The record is from the annotation of a GenBank genome assembly.
AUGGCUGUUGUGGUGUUUGCAUCGCUUAGUGCGAGUUGCUUUGUGCAGAACCCCGGGCACAACGUCAUCACCGUGGCUUUGCUGCUGUUGCCGUGGCUGGCUCUGCUGGUGCUCGGCCUGGGGGCAGCAAGGCGCCAACAGGCGCAAGUUCUGCUUGGCUGUUUGGUGAUCGCUUCGAUCAUGGCGGCCAUUCCAAUUGGAGAAUACAUCGAGUCCUCCUUCAUGGAUGAGUACUGGCGUUUGGGGUACGGUGCGGUCUAUGAAGGUGUGGAUCCCCUGUCGCCGGGUGCAUCUUUCCUGGAUGCUUCAUUCAUGUCCUUCGACAACACAGCCUUCAUAGAUGUUUCCAAAGGAGUCGGCUUCAUGAAGGCGCUUUUGCUUCCACAUUCUUUGACGCAGUCCUGCCAUUGGAAGAAUUUUGGGAUUGAAUUCAAAGCUGCUUUCGACAUCUCCUCAUAA